Messenger RNA from Coniosporium apollinis CBS 100218, 1434 nucleotides. RefSeq lists its product as uncharacterized. Gene Ontology annotation, biological process: mitochondrial calcium ion homeostasis; calcium import into the mitochondrion. Gene Ontology annotation, cellular component: mitochondrial inner membrane; uniplex complex. Bases 1 to 1434 code for a protein of 477 amino acids. The transcript has 4 exons. Gene Ontology annotation, molecular function: calcium channel activity; uniporter activity. NCBI's taxonomy places the organism in Eukaryota, Fungi, Ascomycota, Dothideomycetes. The record is from RefSeq and is a predicted model, not a curated record.
AUGGAGUGCCGCGUCUGGUGUUCCAUCACGCGAGCAGCCUGCCAGCUCCGCAUAGCACUCCCACCUGUCCGGCCUUGCAAAGCAUUUCCCCUCGCUUCGCCGCUACAUCUAGCUUCUUCGUCGACACGCUCAGCACGCGCUUUCACAUCAUCUACCCGCCUGCACAUCGAAGACCGGCCUGUCGCUUCGUAUUCGCAACCAGCUGAGACGCUCAGUCACAACAUCACGGAAGAGGAGAAGGCCGAUUAUGACAAGGCUGUGGCAGAAGACAAGGGCAAGCAGGUCCGGACGCCAUGGAUGAGGGAGGGCAGUGACACGCCGCCUGUUGCGCGACAACGAAGUGCUGGAGCCAUGACGAAAGGCAAACUCCUCACAACCCCUUCCCGCAUGCUCAAGCUCAUCCUCCCUCUCACAACCCAAGACGAGAACAGCGACCGGAAAGACGUGGAGCCUCUCGCCCUGCUCGUCCACCCCCAGCAACCCCUCUCCUACCUCGAGCGGCUCAUCCAAAGCGAGCUGCCCAUCCUAAAAACACCCGACGGCAAGGAGAAGAUCCCCGCCGUCUACUUCCGCGCCGAAGACAGCAUGCAAGAAACCAGCGCCGCAAACGAGAAGCAGACAGUUGUCGAAGACCCCGACGAAGAGUCCGAGCACGAGCUCAGCGAAGAUGAGUCCGACAAGUUCAACGGCGGCGUCGAGAGCUAUAGCGGUCUUGGCCGCGAGGCUCCGGCCGACAAGACCGAGGGCCGCAAGUUCGUGCGGUGGUCCUCUAGCACUGAGAUCGGCGACUUUAUUCGAGAUGCGGCGCGCGGGAAGGAGUUCGCGGUCGAGAUCGAGGGCGCGCCGAACGAUAUUCGCGUCGGUGUGCCGAGCUUUAACGAUAGGACAUAUUACCUGAGGACGCGGCUGAGGAGUACGGCGAGGAAAAUCAGCUCCAUGGCGGAUAUAAAGGCAGAGUGUGACAGGCUGGCGCACAAGGGCGCGCAAAGGGUCGCUAUGGCGGGGUUUGGGAUCUUGAUCGGGUGGUGGUAUCUAGUGUAUCGCUUGACUUUUGAGACGGAGUUGGGGUGGGAUGUUAUGGAGCCCGUUACUUACCUCGUCGGUCUCUCCACCCUCAUCGGCGGCUACGUCUGGUUCCUGUACCACAACCGCGAAGUGUCCUACCGGUCCGCCAUGAACUACACCUUCUCGAAGCGGCAGUCCGCCCUUUACCAAGCGCGCGGCUUCGACCCAGCGAAAUGGCAGGCCCUCGUCGAGGAAGGCAAUCAGCUGCGCCGCGAGAUCAAGGCCAUCGCCAACGAGUACGACGUCGAGUGGGACGAGAUGGAGGACGAGAAGGAGGAAAAGGUUAGGGAUGCGCUGAAGAAGCACAGGGACAAGAGUAAGGGCGGGAAGAAGGAUAAGGGGAAGGGGAAGGAUGAGGAUGAGGAGUGA